Molecule: messenger RNA, 3472 nt
Organism: Ostrea edulis (European flat oyster)
Lineage: Eukaryota; Metazoa; Mollusca; Bivalvia; Ostreida; Ostreidae
Product: outer dynein arm-docking complex subunit 4-like
Exons: 10
Coding region: 738-2339 (533 amino acids)
Cellular component (GO): cytoplasm
Molecular function (GO): protein binding
Source: RefSeq, a predicted model, not a curated record
UGGCCUGUUGAUAUAUUGAAAACGACAUUUAAAAAACUAUCAUAAUCCAAUUCUGUGCACUUGACGAGAAAGUGUUUAAAAGUAAUCCUUUGUUUUCGUUCUAAACACUCUAAAUUUAAACGGUAAUAAGACAUCGAUUGCUCCCCAUGUAUGAAAUCACUUAACGUGCGCCGUGAAAUGACUGCAUCCAUUGCGAUUUGUGUACAGAUCCCUUAUUGGAACUGAUCGGAAAAGGGGCGGGGUAAUUCGCCCGUGUACAAAUAUACUCCAGAAGUGUGCGCUUGAUACGAGAUGUGUAAAUCGCUAGUGUGAAAAAAAGACGACAUUUGAGAGAGAUAUGGAAUUUGUGUUGCGAUGCCACCAUUGCAUGGUGGCAAUGUCCGGAAGACGUCGAUUUCUCUGACUGUAUAGUGAAUACGUCAGUUCGUCCGCGGACAUACAUAACAUCACUUUGUGUGCUACACACGUACGAAAUAAUUUUGUGUACAUUUUGUUUUUGGAUAUUAUCGGCGAGGUGAGACUUUACUUUCGAUACAAGUUACAAAGCUGCUCAUUUAGUAGAGCCUGUGUUAAUUAAGACUUUGUCACGGUCCACAUUGCCAAGAACAGCUCUGCUACAGAAAGCUAGUCUAUUAUAUCAGUCGUCUAACUAUGAACUAGCUCUGGUCUACUACAGUAGGGGACACAAGCAUUAUCCCAAAAACAAGGACUUCAUCAUCGGGAAAGAAAAGGCUGAGAUGGGAAUUAACAAGGGACGGAAAAGCCGAGGGCGACGCAUGAAACUAACAGAGGCUGGGGACCUGACCUACUUAGUCCAUAAAGUGCCACAGACUCAACCGUUCAUUUGGAAGAAACCGUCGUCCAAGACAGAAAACACACAGGUCCCCAGCGCCACCUUCAACACACGGCCACUCUGUCAACUUAUCCGGAUCCACAAGACGCCAUCAGUGACCUUGACCCAGGCGGGGGCCUUGCAUCAUGUAAACGAAGACGACAGCGCCGUACUAAACUAUGACGAAAAACGACCGAAGAGUCGCGUUGUCAAGACAACCAUGGGAAAGUUAUACAAAGACAAGAAAUAUCUGCAAAAUCUGGUGGAGGAUGGCAAAUUUCCAGCUGUCAUGGGUAGCGCAGGAAGUCCAGUGGGAGAUAUGGCAGAAGAUGGACUUAACUUCCUGUUGGAUCGCGCGUCGUACUGGGAUAGGUUAGGCCCACUUCCACCGCCGCCGCCUGCGCGACGAUUUCGAAGUCGCUUCAGCGGGAGUACUUUGUCGGUUGAUUCCAUGGACAGUUACAAAUCGACGGACACCAAGGCUUCGUGGAAAUCCACAGAUUCCGUGAAAACCUUCAAAAGCAACAAGUCGGGGGCCUCCAGGUAUUCUUACGGUAGUAAAACGGAAAAGUCUAGUCCCAAACCAGAUCCCAGCAAACUGGUGUUCAAAUUUCCGUCCAUUGGACUGUUUGAUGAGUUUCAUCAGAGGAUGAUGACGGAAAUCGCGGAGGAACAGGAAACGGAAAGUACUGAGAACGAAGUCGAAACUUAUCAAAGCCAAGUGGAGGCGGCGAAGAAAUCCCUGAAGCAGUACAUGAAGAAAGAAAUGGACGCCAUCGACGAAGAUUUCAGAUCAAACAAAUUUCGAAAUGUCCAGGAUCGAUGCGAGGUAUGUUUAGAACUUCUGGAACGUUACGAGGAAUCUGAAAUCCCGGAUAAGUUUGAGAUGAUUGCAAAUCUAUACAGUUACCUUGGUAAUGCGGCAAUGCAGCUCGGAAACCUGGAUUUAGCACUCAAGUAUCACCAAAUGGAUCUCACCAUAGGAGACCAACUGGACAUGAAAAAUAUUCGAUACAGAGCACUUGGAAAUACGGGACGAGUUUUCAUGAUGAAGGGAAAACAUAGCAAAGCUCUCGAUAUGUUUACAAGAAAAGCCCCUCUCUGUAACACACCACGAGAGACAGCAUCACUAUUCCACGAGAUUGGUAAUUGUUUUCUAAUGCUGAACAACUUCCACAGCGCCCGAGAAUCUGGAAGUAAGUCCCUGAAAGCCGCAGAGGAAGCCGGGAACGUGCAACAACAGCUUCAAGCAUGCGUACUUGUGGGUUUGGCUGAAGUUAACAUGAAGAAGUAUGAGAAAGCGCACGGAUCCUUUGAGAGAGCAUAUGACCAUGCAAAAUCACUGGGUGACGAAAGAGCGGAACUGGCCAUGAAGAAAGCCUUGGUUGACGUCAACAGAAAGAUUGCGCUCAAGUUAAAGAAAACCAACAGUUCUCAAGAAAAAGUCGUGCAAUCAUACCCCGAAUCUGACGUCAGCACUGCCAGAACGUCCGUCAUGGUCGAGUGAGUGUGUACUGAAGCUGUGCGAGAUGUCCAACUUCCUGUGGUUGAGGAAAUGACUGUUCAUAUGUCACAAGAAUUGACCAAGUGACUGUCUAUAAACCAAGUCGCCAUAUUUUUAAAGGAUUCUUUUAAGUUUUGACGUCAUAUAGUUUAUUGUGUCUAAAUGCUGUAUCGGCAGCGGUGAGAGUACAGUUAAACAGUUGCAUCACGUGUGUGCGCAUAUACAUGUAUAUCUGUAUAAACUAAUCAUUUGAUAGCACGUCAGCAAGUGCUCGUUGUACAAGCAUGAGUUACUUAGUCUACAAUGGAGUGAAUUCAGUAUUAUACAAUAUUAUGAAUAUCAUCCUGUGUUAUCAAACAAAUACCAAUAUCAACAAUAUUGUAUACAUUUCUCUAUAAUCAGUAUUUUAAGUCACGUUCUCAUAUUAGCACCAUUUGAGUGUACUCAUUUAUAUACAUUAUCAUCUUUUGAGUGUACUCGUUUAUAUAUAUAUAUUAUCACCUUUUGAGUGUACUCGUGUAUAUACAUUAUCAUAUCAGCACCUUUUGAGUGUACUCGUUUAUAUAUCAUCAUAUCAGCACCUUUUGAGUGUACUCGUGUAUAUACAUUAUCAUAUCAGCACCUUUAGAGUGUACUCAUUUAUAUACAUUAUCAUAUCAGCACCUUUUGAGUGUACUCGUGUAUAUACAUUAUCAUAUCAGCACCUUUUGAGUGUACUCGUUUAUAUAUCAUCAUAUCAGCACCUUUUGAGUGUACUCGUGUAUAUACAUUAUCAUAUCAGCACCUUUAGAGUGUACUCAUUUAUAUACAUUAUCAUAUCAGCACCUUUUGAGUGUACUCGUGUAUAUACAUUAUCAUAUCAGCACCUUUUGAGUGUACUCGUGUAUAUACAUUAUCAUAUCAGCACCUUUUGAGCAUACUCAUUUAUAUAUCAGCAGCUUUCGAGUGUAUUCGUGUAUAUUCAUUAUGACAGAUACGGUAUUAUUAUGCAGUAUGAAUACAUGACCACUCUCAGUCGUGUAUUUUUUAAAGCAACAAAAUGUACACUGAAAUGUAAAAUUGUUAUAGCAUAUUAUUUAUCAAUAUUUAAAUAUAAAAUUAAAUGGAAAAAAAAAUCGCGUGAUUGCGUUUUUCUU